AUGAGAGAAAACGAGUGGCCGAAGAGUCGGUUGAGUGACGACACCCAGCGAGGAAUUGAGGCAAAUCCUAAACAGAUCACCGCCAUACUUGACCUCCCCAGCCCAAAAACCGGCAGAGAAGUCCAACGACUCACAGGAAGAAUCGCGGCCCUGAAUCGCUUCAUUUCCAGAUCUACGGACAAAUGCCUUCCUUUCUACGAGCUGUUGCGGGGAAACAAACGCUUCGUUUGGGAUGAGAAGUGCGAAGAGGCGUUCAAAAAACUCAAGGAGUAUCUCACAACUCCUGCCGUAUUGUCCAAACCCGAAACCGGCGAUACACUCUCCCUCUAUAUCGCCGUAUCCUCAACCGCAGUCAGCAGCGUCCUCAUCCGAGAGGAUCAAGGAGAACAUAAGCCUAUCUUCUACACGAGCAAGCGCAUGACUGAUCCGGAGACUCGAUACCCUACCCUUGAGAAGAUGGCUCUCGCCGUUGUAACAUCGGCGAGAAAGCUGCGUCCCUACUUCCAGUCGCACACAAUCGAAGUAUUGACAAUUCAACCAUUGCGAACGGUGAUGCAGAAAACUAAUCAAUCCGGACGGUUAUCGAAGUGGGCUAUCGAACUCAGCGAGCACGACAUUGUCUUCAAGAAUCGAACAGCCGCGAAAUCUCAAGUCCUCGCAGAUUUUCUCAUCGAGCUCGCACCAGAGCUCGAGCAAGACCUAAUCCUCCCGAGUCAAAAUUGGAUACUCCACGUCGACGGGUCGUCGACAAACAAAGGAUCAGGAGCGGGAGUGCAGUUGCAAUACCCGACAGGAGAAUUGAUCAGACAGUCGUUCAGCUUCGGCUUCGCUGCUUCAAACAAUGAAGCAGAGUCCGAGUCGUUGAUCGCAGGACUACGACUCACCAAGGCAGUCAAGGCAAGACGCCUCAGCGCAUACUGCGACUCACAACUCGUAACUAGUCAGUUUAGUGGCGACUACAACGCCCACAACAAACGAAUGGAUGCAUACCUUAAGAUCGUCCAAGCACUCGCCAAAGAUUUCCAAUUCUUCGAACUCACCAAAGUAGCAGAUCGCGUUCAGGUGAAACGUACCAUUCCUAUCCACAAGAUCGACAAACCAAGCAUCGACCUGACUCCCAACGAGACCGCCGUCGUAGCACCAAUAACCGAAGUCACGCCCGCAGAUCAAGUCUUCGAAGAGGUGUCAAAUGACACCAUUGACUGGAGGACAGAAUUUAUCGACUAUUUGGUCGAUGGAAAGCUACCUUCCGAGAAAUGGAUUGCAAGACGACUCAAGACGCGGAGUUCCCAUUAUGUCGUCCUCGAUGGAGAACUCCACCAAUGGACCGCAACCAAGGUGCUUCUGAAGUGCAUCAAAGGCGAGGAGACGCAUUUAGUCAUGGCUGAAACGCAUGAAGGCGCUGCAGGAAAUCAUUCUGGAGGUCGAGCACUUGCUUUAGAAGUAAAGAGUCUCGGUUUCUACUGGCCAACAAUGAAUGCAGACUGCAAAGCUUACGCCCAGCGAUGCGAUCAGUGCCAGCAACACGCCUCGACGAUCCACUCCCCGACGCAGUUACUACGAACAAUGACAGCUCCAUACCCUUUCAUGCGAUGGGGAAUGGACAUAAUCGGCCCGAUGCCGAGUUCUCAACAGAAACGCUUUGUCCUGGUCUUGACAGACUACUUCACGAAGUGGAUUGAGGCGGAAGCGUUCGCAAGCAUCACAGAAAAAGAGGUCCAACGAUUUGUGUGGAAGAACAUCAUCUGUCUCCACGGCCUACCCUAUGAGAUAGUGACUGACAACGGCUCCCAAUUCAUAUCGAACAAAUUCCAAGAGUUCUGCGAGAGAUGGAGAAUCCAACUCAACACAUCAAGUCCACGAUAUCCCCAGAGAAACGGUCAAGCCGAGGCGACCAACAAAAUCAUAAUAGACGGUUUGAAAAAACGCCUCGACCUAAAAAAAGGAUAUUGGGCAGACGAACUCGACGGUGUUCUCUGGUCACACAGAACAACUCCUCGAGGAGCAACGAAAUCAACUCCUUUCUCGAUGGCACACGGAGUCGAAGCCAUGGCUCCCGCCGAACUCAACGUAACCAGUCUGCGACGAUCGACGAUGCCGCAGAAUGUCGAGCUCAACAGCGAUAUGCUCUUCGACGCCCUGGACGCUAUAGAAGAACGCCGCGACCAAGCACUGCUCCGCAUCCAAAAUUAUCAGCAUCAGAUCGAAGGUUACUACAACAAGAAGGUCAAGUCUCGACCUCUUGAACUGGGCGACAUAGUACUACGCAAAGUGUUCGAAAACACUAAGGAGCUGAAUAUAGGCAAGCUCGGAACUAACUGGGAAGGGACAUACAAAAUUACUCAAGUCGUUAAACCAGGAGUCUACCGACUCGAGACGUCGACCGGCGAACCCGUUUCCAGAGCAUGGAACUCCAUGCACCUUCGAUGA
Brassica rapa (field mustard) is the source of this 2430-nucleotide messenger RNA. RefSeq lists its product as uncharacterized. The record is from RefSeq and is a predicted model, not a curated record. Gene Ontology annotation, molecular function: RNA-DNA hybrid ribonuclease activity; nucleic acid binding. Gene Ontology annotation, biological process: DNA integration. NCBI's taxonomy places the organism in Eukaryota, Viridiplantae, Streptophyta, Magnoliopsida, Brassicales, Brassicaceae.